AUGGCAGGCACCGGUGGGAGGAGCUCGGCGGCGGCGUCAAUGGCGCUACCUCUUCUGCUGAUGGCGGUGGUGGUGGCGACGGUGGUGCCACCGGUGGCGGCGGCGGGGGUGCAGUUCAGGGUCGGCGGCUCCAUGGGGUGGCGCGUCCCCGCCGGCGACGCCGAGUCCUACAACCAGUGGGCGGAGAGGAACCGGUUCAAGAUCGGAGACUCUCUCCGUAAGCUCGUCACUCGAUCUUGCAGUUGACUUUUUAGCCCCCAUAUUGACGUUGACUUCGCAGUGUUCGCGUAUCCCGCUGGGAGAGACUCGGUGCUGCUGGUGACCAAGGAGGGCUUCGACGGCUGCGACACGGCGAGCCCGCCGGCGGCGAGCCUUGGCGCCGACGGCAACACCGUCUUCACCUUCGACCGGUCGGGACCCUUCUUCUUCAUAAGCGGGGCGGGGGACAACUGCAGGAAGGGGGAAAAGAUGGUGGUCAUCGUCCUGGCCGACCGGAGCAACCGGUCGUCUCCGACGGCGGCGCCACCUUCCACGCCACCUUCCACGCCACCGCCGGCAUCGGGGACUCCGGCGCCGGAGCCGGCGACGACGCCAUCGCCGCCGCCGUCGGAGACGCCGGCGAGUCCACCGCCACCGGCGCCGCCGGCUAUCGAGAUCGUGCCGACCACCUCGCCACCGGAAGGUCUGGCGUCGCCGAACGGAGUGGCGACGGCGACGACGGCGGCGGGUUUCUUCGUCGUCCUCGUCGUCUCCACCGCCGCCUUCCUUUAA
Molecule: messenger RNA, 771 nt
Organism: Spirodela intermedia
Lineage: Eukaryota; Viridiplantae; Streptophyta; Magnoliopsida; Alismatales; Araceae
Source: the annotation of a GenBank genome assembly